This is a messenger RNA of Brassica napus (rape), 1102 nucleotides long. RefSeq names its product GTP-binding protein At2g22870. The coding region runs from base 122 to 1021 and encodes 299 amino acids. The record is from RefSeq and is a predicted model, not a curated record. The transcript is spliced from 3 exons. Gene Ontology annotation, molecular function: GTP binding. NCBI's taxonomy places the organism in Eukaryota, Viridiplantae, Streptophyta, Magnoliopsida, Brassicales, Brassicaceae.
UAAAAGAAAAUGAAAGCCUCCGUCUGAAACAGCAGAAACCUCUGUCUGGUCUUGAAACUCAAAAACCCUAUCUUCAUUCUAAACCCAAAACUCAAUCCUCUCUCUGCAACCCAAAAAGAGAAUGGUGAUCCUCCGAUGUCGAUUCAUAACGAUAAAUCUCGCUCCUAUACGACCUUCACACUUCCAAUCACACAAAAUCCUCCACACAACCCGAUUCUUCCGUACUCCGAAUCUCAUAUCUACCCCACGAAUCACAUCUUCCUCUCUCCCCACGACCCGUUCCAUCUCCGACGAAGCUAGAUUCGCUCGCUCCGUCCGGUUCAUACCUCCCGGCGUCGAAAUCGAGGAGUUAACAGAUGAUAUGGUGCUUCCGGGCUCCAACAUCGUAAUCGGACCUUUCGCGGGCCACUCCCAGAUCAAACAAGUCGAGUUCGUCAAGAGCAGCGCUCGUGCUCGAGACUGUCCUAAAGACGACCUUCCCGAGAUUGCCAUCUUGGGUCGUUCCAAUGUCGGAAAAUCUUCGCUUAUCAACUGUUUGGUCCGUAAAAAAGAAGUCGCUCUCACUUCCAAGAAACCUGGAAAGACUCAGCUUAUCAAUCACUUCUUGGUGAAUAAGAGUUGGUACAUUGUGGAUUUGCCUGGUUAUGGGUUUGCUAAAGUGUCAGAUGCUGCGAAGACGGAUUGGUCUGCGUUUACUAAAGGUUACUUCUUGAAUAGAGACACACUUGUUUGUGUGCUUCUUCUGAUUGAUGCAAGUGUUCCUCCUCAGAAGAUUGAUCUUGAUUGUGCGAAUUGGCUCGGUCGCAACAAUGUACCGUUGACUUUUGUGUUUACGAAGUGUGAUAAAAUGAAGGCGGCGAAAGGGAAGAGACCUGAUGAGAACAUUAAAGCUUUUCAACAGAUCAUUAGAGAAAAUUUUAAACAACACCCUCCUUGGAUUUUGACGAGUAGUGUGUCUGGUUUGGGCAGAGACGAGCUUCUCCUUCACAUGUCGCAGCUGAGAAACUAUUGGGAUCAAUAGAGAGAGAGAGAGUGCGUGGAACAUAAGAUAGAUGUUUUGUAAUGUUAUCAGUUAACAUGUUUGUGUUCUCUCUCUUUGUAU